Molecule: messenger RNA, 7616 nt
Organism: Paramuricea clavata
Lineage: Eukaryota; Metazoa; Cnidaria; Anthozoa; Malacalcyonacea; Plexauridae
Source: the annotation of a GenBank genome assembly
CGAAACCAUGCUAUUACCUAUACUAAUCAAUUACUGAAAAGUUCUACUGAAUAAAAAUGUCUUAACACUAUUUUUAAAAGUUGUAAUGUUCUGUAGUUCUCUUAUUUUCACUGGAAGAGAAAUCCAAAAUUUGGGAGCAGCACGCGAAAAAGCACAACCCCCGAGUGUCUUCUUAGAUUUACCAUUAGCCCAUCACAGAGAUUACUACAGAGAGGAGUAUGGGGAUUACUACAGUAUUGUAGAUAGUGGACGUGCUUAUUGUAUAUUGUAGCUAGAAUACAGUAUUUCACUCUUUCCUUGAUAAAGCAUUUUAAUGCAAUGAUCAUAUUUUUUGUUCUUCAGGCAUUUUGCUGUAUAUCUACUGGAAUAUACUCUGGUGAGUACCAUUGAAAUGAAUAUAACUGGAACGUUACCUCCAACUGGAAAUUCGAAAUCAUUCUCGUUCCCAGAGGCCGUCUUACGCGCGUUCGACCGAGCGCGACGAGGGGCCUAGCCAAAUCCAUAUCAAACUGGCAUCUGAUUGGCCAUAGUUCUAAUACCGGAUAUUGUUCUCUUACCAUGUUUUUAUGGUAUCCGGUUAUGGAUUUGGCCAGAGCCCCUCGUCGCGCUCGGUCGAACGCGCGUAAGAAGGACUCUGGGUACGGCGUUCCAGUUCUAUUCAUUUCAAUGGUGAGGACUUAAAGACGUGUUCAUAUGAGCGUAGGUAAUCGGGAAAGUCACCCGCCUGAGAUCUGCAUGCCCUUUGUUAAUUAUAAGUAAUACCAUGGUUUUUAGGAAUAUAGUGAUUAAAUCUCCCGCAAACCGAGGGAGGUUUGUGAAAGUCCCGAGGGAAAGCAUGAGGGCGAAGCCCGAAGGCGUCCAGAUUCCAAAGGGUUUUUGUUCCCAGUUUUUCGUCCCGUUCCGAAGGGUUUUUGUUUUCAGGCUGCUUGCUUGUGCUCGCUGGCUGCUUGCCGGCCUACCUCCGGCUGCUUGCCGGCCCCUUGGGCUGCCUGCCUGCCCCCCCCCCCCUCUGGCUGUUUCCUCGAUCUCGGGCUAUUGACCCCUCCCCGUCCGGCUGCUUGCCGGGUGUUCGGCUGCUUGCCGAUGUGUGUAUCUGUGCAUCAGCAUAUUUAAUUUCGUGAUUUGUUCGUUUGCUUGUACGUUCGUUUGUUUGUCCCCUCACCAUUAGGCCGCGUUUACACUAUAACGCUUUGGUUAGCACUCCGUUAAAAAUUUACUACGUUUAUAGUAUUGUGUGUGUCCUUGGCACAGCGUAAAUGGUGGGGGUAGUCCUAUUUGUCAACUUUGCUAGCAAUGUCCGGUGUUGUGUUCGUUAUUUGCAUUAUGCCGCACCCGCUCGUCGGGCUUGCUCCCCGGCUAGUCCGGGUGAUUUCUUUUAGAUUGGUAUCCUGCGUUAUCCAGCGUUCUUUGGUUCCCCUUUGGUCGGUAGGUGCAUAUAGUUAGAUGUGCUCGGCUUAGUAUGCUUACCAGGUAAGAUAUCUCGUACGUUCAUGUUACUAUUCGUUCGGUGUUUUUUAUUAAUUCCGUCUCCACCUGUGGUGUGACGUUAGCUCUGUCCUUGGAGAGGCUAAUUCUCGGCAUGACUGAUAUUGGUCAAGUCGGGAUGCUGGGAUGGCUGAAAGUCUCUUCUACCGAGAAGACAGCUGCGCAGAAUGGAGUUCAUCGUAAGCCGGCUUGCCGAGUAAACUAAGCAGCCGGAACCUCUGCAACAGAGCUACACCUUCCAGAGAAUUGCUUGCUUAAGCUCGAGUGCGUUAGAUGUUAAUGUUUAGUGAAAAGUGAAUAUUAAUAAGUCGAGUAAUUAACACUUUAUCUUACUGUCAUUAACAUUGUAGUGUAAUUAUUUUGUUUGUUGUGUAAAAGCUAUUAAGAAAACUCUUUGUCGUGUCUUUGAAUUUUGGCUCAUGACUUUUAAUCAGAGAGAAAUUAGAAAUCUGCCCGGCUUUGCCGGGAGAAUUAGAUAUCUCCCCGCUAAGCCGGGAAUAUCGUGAUUAAACCACCCGGCGAGAACAAAAGAACCCGAGCUCAUCAUGGUAUUACGCAUAUAAAAUUCAAUUUGUGUUCAUAUGAGAAACGAGUUAACCCGGCUAGGCGAGAUCUCACCUUGCGCUAGGUGGCAUCUCAGUCAAGUGGGAUACAAUUUUCCAUAUGAAAGCUUUAUCCCUUUGGACCUUACUAGACCUCUAGGAAGAACAAUAAAAACAUUGAUACAGUUAAAGUAAAGCUAGUUUUAAAAAUUGUUUCUAGAGUACCCGAGAAUAAAGGCUGCUCAUGUUGCGUUGAAAACCGUUAAAACGUGGUUGGAAGAAAACGAUGAUUGGGUAUGUAAUAAAAUUGUUUGAUUAUUCGCAUGUAAGUGGGCAAUAUCGCAAAAAACUGACGAGCUGUUUAACUUCUCGCCCAACAAAAGGAAAACCUAACAUAUUUUUAACUUGAAAGAACAAGUAUUUGACUUGUCAUUUCAACAGUAACCAGCUUUUGUGGUGUCGUGAUCACCACGCUUGCUUUUCAAGCUUCUUGGGAGACCUGCAUGGAUUCAAUCCUUGGUCGGGCCUCUACUCAAGAUCUUAAAAUAAUUGAGGAGAAAGUGCUACCUUUACAUUGACAUCAGUAAAUGGUUAGAUUUUCGCGUCUUCUCAGAUAAGGACGUUAAAAUCGUAGGUACCUCGGAUCCCCUAUCAAUUUAGCAAUAGCCUCUUGAGAAAUCCGCUCACCAACGAGUGAGAAACUUAAUAAACAAAAUAAACAAAGGGAAAAGAUUAAAAGUCCUUGCUUCAAUCCUAGGUUGGUCGUAUAAUUUUUUGCGUAUUUACACAACAAAACCUGGAUAUUUAUGAAAAGUUAAUGCUCCAGUACUUCCCUUGUACGACCGAGAAAGAUGUAGAAGAGACUGAGAGAAGUGAGGAUAAGCCUGUUGGCUCCAAACCAAAGCCAACCGGCUCAACAGUGAGGCCGAAUGAUGAAAAGCCCGUUACUACUGAACCGACGAUAGCACCUCGUUCAAAAAGCAGAGGACGUGGAAAAGGUAGGAGAGUUUUUAACAAAGAAUAAGUUUAGAUUGAGGUCGUAUAUAAAGUUGUCUUAUUUUCCUGGAUUGUAAAACUCAUUAAUAAUUCAUACAGAAAACACAAAAGAAAGCAUGAGCGUGAAGGAAUGUGUAUAUCUGAUACAAAAUCAUACUCAUUUACAUAAACUUUAAGUUUAAUUUUCUCACCAAAUAUCAUUAAUUUAUUUUAAAUUGUUGAAGAAUACGAAUGUUCUCAUCAAGACGAUUCACAAGCCAUUUACAACAUGAGCAGCCGUGUUGUGUCCGAUAUCCAAACUCUCACAUGAUACAGUAAUUACUUAUAUACUGUCGAUUUUAGAUUACUUUUCUUCACAAAAUUUUAAAUAAUUUCUGAAAGGAUUAAAGGUGACUUGGUAGAAAACGCGGGGUCGGGUUGCACAGUCGGGUUGCACAGUCGGGUUGAAAACGCCAAAGACUAUUGUUUUGAGAAAGCAUUUGUCAGAAUAUAACUCUGGUUUUUGGGCAUCUUCCAAAUUCUAGUUAUGUAAAUGUUUCGCAAUUUGACUAUGUUGCAGCAGUUGCACACGUUUGCGCGCUUUGCACAAAGGUAUUCAGCAAUACUGUAGCUCAAAUAUAUUCAAGCAACAGUACAAUUAUUCGUGCGGUGUUUCCAUCUUGUCAGAUUCUAGCCGCACAGAGCCUAGAGUUCUAUACUUGUAAUUGUCGCAAAACGCAGCAAUACAACAUACAGAUUACAGAGUGAUUUGAUGGAGGUUUAAUUUUAUGUUGUGUGCUAAAUCUUGUUUUAACUUUUUUGUCAAGAUAUCGAAGAGGAAGAAUAUAGCCGUGCAUAUUCGCAAGCUCUCCAGGAAAGUAAAGCAAAAAAUAAUCGAAUUCCGAUUAUGCUGGUCGGGCAAGACCGAGGCGGAAAGACUUCGCUGAUGAGACGUCUUUUAGGAUUACCAUUCGACAAAGAUCAACCCAGUACCGCUGGUAUUGACGUUAAUGUUAUCGAGCUAUCAGAACAAAAUGCAGAAGAUCCCUGGAAAAAGAGAGAAGUGAAGAAGUUUAUGACCAGUGAAAGUGAGGCAAAGACUGUGUUAUACAAAAAAACUGCCGAGUACAUUCAGAGGAAUUUAGAAGGGAAUGCGCCAGAGCCAUUGAAGCCAGUGAUACCAGUGAAGCCAGUGAUGCCAGUGAAGCCAUUAUCAAGAGAAGAAAUCUCCAAAAUCAAAUCGCAGAGGUCCACUGAACACGAUCAGAACGAAGUUCUUCGGGUAUUUGUAAGUGACUUUGCUGGACAGUCAAUCUAUUACGAUACCCAUGGCUGCUUUGUGAAACCGCAUUGCCCUUAUGUUUUGGUUCACGACCUUUCUCUGGAGCUUGAUAAAUCCGCUGUUUCCAAAUUUAAAACAAGUAAUGAAGAGGAAGAGAUAGAGAUGAACAAUCCUCAUCUAAAUACCAAUUUAGAUAAUUUUACAUCAUGGUUGAAGUUCCUGCAAGGUUUAGGAGAAUGCCAAGAUCAACAGUUUCCUGAUAAAUCUGGUCACUUUACCACUGCAAAGGGUGAGAACUUUAAACUGCCACCAGUUUUAAUAGCCUUAACUCACAGUGAUGAGGUGAAAGGCAACGACAGCAAAAUACAUUGCGUACAAAAGAAAAUCAAGAAGGUCUUGUCUGGAGGAAAAUAUGAGAAUGUUGUCCCAGAGUUUUUCCUGAUCGACAGUACAUUGGAAGGCGACGACGGAGACGACGUGCGAAAGCUUCGUAGAAAGCUUUUUGACCUGUCGAAUGGAGUACUUAACCAGGAGAUUUUAAUGCCUGUGAAGUGGCUAGAUUUUGAAGCUGCUCUAAGCCAGAAGCUAUCACCAGAUAGCAAGUAUAUCCCAGUUGACGAAGCUAAGCAAGAAGCGGAGGCCUGUGGCGUUGGGGAGUUUGAUCAUGCUAUCAAAUUUCUACACCGCCAAGGAGUGGUCGUACACCACAGUGGAUCCAGCAAGGUUGUAUUGGAUCCUCCCUGGUUAAUGAAUCGCUUUACCAAAGUGAUCUCCAUGCCUGGCAAAUUGGAUGCCUUGUCCAGGCACGCUCUUGAUGUGUUCAAGCAGAAAGGCAUUAUGUUUCAAGAAUAUCUUGAGACGCUGGAAGACGCAGAACUUUUAAAGGAGCUUAUGCAAAAGUUUAACUUGAUUUGUCCUUGCCAGCACGAUGGAAAGGCAGCUUUUUGUGUCCCUUCAGUUGCCCCAGCUAUGAUACCAGGAAUGGAGUUGGAAGCUAGCAAAAUGGAGUUAAAUGUUCCAUCGCUGUUUGUGACAUUUCCUCGCCAACUUGUGCCGAUGAGCCUGUUUACGAAGCCUCAAGUGAAAUUAAUUUCUGAGUGGCAAAAGCGCUUCCCCAAUCAACAAGCUGGCGUGUCCUUCUACUGCAACUACUCCUUGCUUCCGCUUAUUAUAGACGGCGACGUGUAUGAUGUUUGUUUAAUCGACCUCCAGGAGUUCAUUAAGGUUGCCGUUUUUCCAAAACAGGAUGGCAACCAUUUCAAGUUUGCCAGUCAUCUCCUAGCCACUCUGAAAGAGUGUUUGGACGACCUUAAAUCCCCAGACCAACUAUUAUUCAGCAUGACCAGCUAUGACCUCGAAGUGAAAUGUACCCGCUGCUUUGGUAAAGAAGAAAGAAAGUGUUCUCGUCAUCAUGAGAUCCAUUGCCAUUCAGACCGUUGUGGACACCGCCACUUCUGGAAGCUUAGUGACCUUCAGAGACUCUACAACGAUAAAUCCCCUGCAGUUUGCCGGUCGGACAAACGCUCGUCCAAGGUGUUUGACAUAAAGAGUGUAAAAAUUUGGCUCAAUACUGGUAAGUGGCUAAUGCUAAAGGCAUUUUUACUUUGCCAGUUUUGAAAUCGUUAGUUGAUAAUCGUCAUUGCUGUGGUUAGGACCAAGCCUGGGUUAGGACUAUCGAGGGAUUAGUGAGCUUAAGCAAGCAACGUUUCUGUCAACACGGACGGACGUCAUCUGAAAAUUGCUAUCACUAAUAUUGGAGGCGUUUUGCAUCAUAGCGCUCAUGUAAGGAAGCAAAAAACUUUAAAAACCUUAUGUUUUGUCAUAUGUGUUGAAGAUUACCACAAACAGACAAACUGAUACAAACACAGUUUUUAAUCCAGUCCCACCUCAGCAAUCUGACGUCCAUGUUGACAAAAACGUCGUUUGCUUAAGCUCCCUAAUAUAAUACGGGUAAUACAGAUUUAGUAAGACAAACGUUUUGUCUUGUCGCCUGUCGGACCCAAUGUUGUCAAAGAGAGCCGCUCGCAGCCUACACAACAUCAGAAUGGGUAAAGUUGUGGUUGACAAUUAUAAUAGGCAGGUAAGUAAGAAUUAAAGUACAGGUAAACAAAUUAAAUUAUGGUAAAGUAUCUCCUGAUAAGCUUAUUUAUUUUGUAGUAGAGAGUGAGAUACUGAAAAAUACACAGUGAGAUAUUUUCCAUAUCUUCACUAGUGAAGAUAUCGAUCACGCGACUUUUAGUAUUUAUGCAAUUUUUUACUUGGGACUAUAUACUUGAAGAUAUGACUUUUAUCUUCUCGUGUUAAAAACAAUAUUUUACUCGCUCGCUGCGCUCGUUCGUAAAAUAUUGUUUUCAUCACUCUAAGAGUUCACGGAAAAAGGAUAUUUUGAGAUGUCUUCACUAGUGAAGAUGUCGAUGCAGACAGCACUGACUAGAAUGAGUACUGAUUUGUUUUCUGUAACUGUGUUGUUUUAUUAACUGCUACAUGGUUUUAUAUUUUCGUGGUGAAAGUAAUAUUUUAUACGCUUAUUACCUAUAUGUUUAAUUGUUUCAACCGUUUUUUCAAGUGCCUGAUGCAGCUAUGGUAGAAGACAGCUCGAACUAUAGAAGGCCAAAUGAAAUCUCAAGUGAAGCUUCAAGCUCAGGUAAUUGUUUGGUUACGGUCACUCGGUCAGACUUUGACUAUACAUUAGUUUGCAAUUUACAUUUCCGAUUUUAGAAGACCAUAUAUUUCUGUGCAGAUUUUGUAGGUACCGUGUGUGUUUUCAACAGAAUUAUUUGCAACAUUUUUCUUGAAUAUAAUUCAUAAAAGCUGGUAGUAGCUAAGCUUUAGUUUUAAACGUGGAAAAUAAAUGUUCUUUUGUAGGGGACUUUAAGUUGUUGCGUUAUUUCUAUGGCUCUUUAAAGAGGUAUCAAGGGAAUCGAUGAGUUGGCGUGUUCUUGAUUACAGUCCAUAGGACGUUUUAGUCAUAAGCGUUUGUAUCUAUGUUUUUAAAGGUGCUCUACAGUCCGAUCUGCGCAUGUGCUUAAAGGAGCCCACUUUUUAUGAUACAAACAGUUUAACUAUGUUUUGGGUUCUUGAAAAGCCUGAUUGUUGUUUCUUGAUUAUUUUUUAUUAUACUCUAGAAGCUUGAAAAUAUAAAUAAUUGUCGAAUAAAGCUCAAUAUUUUGGACACAAAAAUGUAAACAAAGGCUUUGUUUACAUAGGGACUGUAGAGCACCUUUAAUCAUGUUUUUGUUGUGAUACGUGCUUUUAAAUUACUCGCAGGUUCUCAUUCGACAGGAGACUCUUAUUCCAAAGGAUCUAUGAACGGUAUGAAUCAGUUAAUAUAA